Dreissena polymorpha is the source of this 375-nucleotide messenger RNA. RefSeq lists its product as uncharacterized. The transcript is spliced from 3 exons. Bases 1 to 375 code for a protein of 124 amino acids. The record is from RefSeq and is a predicted model, not a curated record. NCBI's taxonomy places the organism in Eukaryota, Metazoa, Mollusca, Bivalvia, Myida, Dreissenidae.
AUGAAACAAAAACCAACACAUAAAGUGACGGGUAAACCACUUUCAGAAAUAAGCUUCCACAAGUCAAAGCAUGGCAAAACUCGCAAAACGAGACCACGACAACAACCAGCUGUGGUUGUGACGAUUGACGAGGAAGAGGCCUUAAGGCGGCUGAAAAAAGUAUGCCCAGAUGCUUGCAUAAUCUUAAAGAAUGACUCGGAUACGGACACAGCAUCAGAUGACGAGGACAUGCCACCAAUCCUUGUUAGGGAACACAAGCUCAGUAAGGAGAAACUGUCGGCAGAAGAAGUAACGCGGGAAUGCCAGAACAUCAUGGCUGACUUCAAAGUAACGCCAGUGCAGGCCAGUAACCUUGAAAACAUGACUAGAGGCUAG